AUGCCCAUUAUACAACCCCCCGUCGCGCCCCUCCCCGAGGGCAUCGACCUCACCGGCCAAGUCGCCAUCGUCACGGGCGCCUCCGCCGGCAUCGGUCUCGAGAUAGCGCGACAGCUCCUCCAGCGCAGGCUCUCCACGCUCAUCCUCGCCGUGCGAAACACCGCCAAGGGCGAGGCCGUCCGUGACGACCUGCUGCGGGACCGACAAAUCACCUCGGCGAACCCCAGCGCGUCCGUCCACGUCCUGCGCCUCGACAUGGACGACUACGCGAGCGUCAGGGACUUUAUAGCAGAGUUCAAGAGCAGGGUCUCUGAGCUGCAUAUCCUCAUGCUCAACGCGGGCGUCGGCCUCCUGAGGAGGGAGCUCGCCGCGACCGGCCACGAGCGCAACAACCAGGUCAACUACCUGUCCAACGUGCUCCUCGCGCUGGGCCUGCUGCCCGUCAUGGAGGCCACGGCCGGGAGUUCGGGCAGGCCCGGCAGGCUGAGCGUCACGGGCAGCAGGCUGUACGCGAUGACGAGCCUGCAGAAGCGCCCGCCGAAGGACGAGACGACGGUACUCGGGCACUUUGACGACCUGCGGGGCGACAAGGCAUCACCGCCGCCGCCCGCGUUGACGGGCUACCUGGACAGCAAGUUCCUGUGGAUGCUGUUCCAGGCGGAGCUGACGCGACAGUACCCUCGCCCAAUGCCACCCGGGUGGUGGUCCACCAGGGGCGAGGGCGAUGGCGAUGGCGAUGGCGAGGCCGCUCCCAGGGUCAUCGUCAACACGUUCUGUCCGGGCAUGGUCAACACGGGGUUCAGCAACGCGCUGCCCUGGUACAUCCGCCUGCCCGUCAAGGCCGUCGUCGCGCUGCGUGGCCGCGCCGUGGAACAGGCGGGCUGGAUCGCGCUCAACGCAGCCGUCGUGGCCGGCGCGGAGACGCACGGGGCGCUGCUAGCCGACACGGCUGUCGAGGAGCCGUGCCCGUUCAUCGUGUCGGCGGAGGGGCAGCGGCUGCGGCGCAUGCUCUGGAACGAGACGAUGGAGGAGAUGGAGCCGCUGGUGACGCUGCCCGGCUGGAUGCGCAGGCUGUGA
Purpureocillium takamizusanense is the source of this 1077-nucleotide messenger RNA. RefSeq lists its product as uncharacterized. The transcript has 2 exons. The record is from RefSeq and is a predicted model, not a curated record. Lineage: Eukaryota; Fungi; Ascomycota; Sordariomycetes; Hypocreales; Ophiocordycipitaceae. The coding region runs from base 1 to 1077 and encodes 358 amino acids.